Molecule: messenger RNA, 308 nt
Organism: Closterium sp. NIES-67
Lineage: Eukaryota; Viridiplantae; Streptophyta; Zygnematophyceae; Desmidiales; Closteriaceae
Source: the annotation of a GenBank genome assembly
AUCUGUAAUGCAAAAUGAACGACAUAUCAGACCGGGAAGAGAGAGAACGAAAGAGAGAGAGAAGAGAGGGAGAGAACGAAAGAGAGAGAGAGAAGAGAAAGAGAGAGAGAACGAGAGAGAGAGAGAGAGAGAGAGAGAGAGAGAGAGAGAGAGAGAGAGAGAGAGAGAGAGAGAGAGAGAGAGAGGUAGUGUGAGAGAGAAAGAGAGAGAGAGAGGUAGGGUGAGAGAGAGAGAGAGAGAGAGAGAGAGAGAGAGAGAGAGAGAGAGAGAGAGAGGGGCAGAGAGAGAGAGGGAGAGUGGGGCAAAGA